AUGCGUCGGAGUUCGCCUCACCCAGACAUCUCCUCAAGCCGCGAGCGACUGCCCAUCCCUUACUGUCCAGACAAAGAGGAGACCUGUCCCUCAGCCAAAGAAGCCGUCGAAAAGUGUCUGCUUGGAUCGCUCCAGUCAUACAUCCCAGAGAGCAUUGUGCACGAAACUUGGCGCAAAGAGGCUCUCGCUCAUCUUCUCGACGGCGAUCGAGGUGCUGCCUUGGCUCGAACAGGGUCGUCACAGGCCAGCGAGAUCGAAGAAAGGCUGCCAGAAGACGAUGGGCACGUAUCCGACCCAUAUGAAGGUUCUGGAUGCUCCUGUAUUGCUAAGCCUGGAGGCUCAUGCUGCACCGCCGACACCGACUGCGAAUGUGUCGAGUCCUUUGGUGAGUCGACGGACUUCGCAGCGCCGCUGCUCUCACUUGCUGAUUGCACAACCAGCUCGACUACGAUAGGAAACUUCUACAGUGCCGCUAAUGACCAGCUCAAUGGCCUGGCGAGGAUUGUGCAUCUCGACGCAUUGCCUGCGCGACACGCCUUGAGAGAGUGCACACCUCUCUGUGCUUGCCAGCAGGCUUCGCCUUCCAUCAGAUCGAAAUGCAUCAGCACACAGGACGCAGCUAGUACGGAAGACGAAGCGAUAUCCUCCCGUCGGCCUGAGGCUGUAGACCGAGCCAAAAGGCGGAAGCUGAAGUCUUUAGAAGUGGGGAGAGAAUCAAAAAGCUACGAAGAUGCACGACAGAGUAAGCGAGCGAGCAUGCAAUGUGCAAAUCGAGUGGUCGGCUUUGGUCUUGCGUAAGUCUUCGAUUCGGGUGUGGUGUCAGGCCAUUCGUGAGCUGCUGAUGCACAAGUGGCCCCAUUACCGGGCCUUUAGUCGCCGGCUCUACAUCCGCAGCACUGCUCCGAGACUUGGAAUAUCGCCGCAUCGGUGCUCCAAGUCGGAGGGAGAUGCCGCCAUUUCAGCUGAUCUGAAUUCGGCUUGUCGGGGCCUUGGUCUAUUCACCCACGAUUUUAUCCCGCGUGGCGCAUUUGUCAUCGAGUAUGCCGGCGAGGUGAUCAGCACGCAGGAAGCUCGGAAAAGAUGGGUCAAGUACCAAAAGCCUUCGAUGUACUCUUCGGAAAAAGGGUCCGAUCCUGCCAGCUCCAUCGCCAUCUCACAAUCCGACACUGGACCUAGGCCCAGUGUGAGCAACGAGGGAAGCAACUACAUCCUUGUUCUGCAAGAGUGGAUGAAUGCAGGCACGCAUACAGGCCAUACUGGCUUCCCAUCAACACCGGAUCCUCUAAGUGGAACGCAAGCGACCUCGGCUCUAGCACCGAAAGCAUACCGCACGAACAUCGACCCAACGAUUUCGGGCAAUGCAGGUCGAUUUGCAAAUCACUCAUGCGAGCCGAAUCUCAUCAUGAUUCCGGUACGGUGUGAUGAGCCCAUCAAGCUUUACGAUGACACAUCUGCCUCGAGCACUUGCGAGACGUAUGCUGCGGCGGCUGCGCCGAGAGCGGCCCUCUUCGCGGCUAGGGACAUACAACCGGACGAUGAACUGACAUUUGAUUACUCAGGUGGAGAGCUGGCCCGGCUUGAUGGCUCGCAAAGGCACGGCGAGGGUUUAAAACGAAAUGUAGGUAGGAGUGGUGCCACGCCAUGUCUUUGCGGUGCUCCAUCGUGUAGAGGCUGGAUGUACUUUGACCCUGCGCUGUAG
Messenger RNA from Ceraceosorus bombacis, 1699 nucleotides. The record is from the annotation of a GenBank genome assembly. NCBI's taxonomy places the organism in Eukaryota, Fungi, Basidiomycota, Exobasidiomycetes, Ceraceosorales, Ceraceosoraceae.